AUGGCGGCUGCUCAGGGGAAUGCCGUAUACAAGAAGAAAGAGGGCAUCCUUGCGGUGUCGGACGACCACACCCGGGUCACAUGGACACCUGUGGCGGGAGGAUCGGCCGUGACGCUGGCGACAGCGAACAUUACAAUCCCCAAGGUCAUGCUCAAGAUUUUUGAGAAGAUCCCUGGCACCGAAGGCGAACCGACAUCCUACCUCUUCCACUUCAACCACCCCAGCGACGCCCGACCCCAAGCAAAUGUUGUCAAAGACCUGCUGUCGCAAAUAAUAGCAGACAGCCGUGCGAAUGACCCAAGCCUCCCAAAACCAAUCUCUGCCGCUGGCACACCUCAGCCCGAUGGUGGCACUCCGUCGAGCGGUGGCCGAGCCAAGGCCGCAGAUGCCGGUGCGGGACUCUCCGCCGCCAUGUCGUUUGCCAACACCGUGGCCGCAAAGCCUGCUGCAGAGCGCUGGUUCGACGACAGCCAGCUAAAGGUGGACAUUGAGCUGCAGCAGUCCUUGAUGAAGAAGGACAAAACUCUCCACCAGACAUACAUGGACGCACAAAAGUCCAAACCGGAAUCAAUAUCGGACGCUGCCUUCAACGCGCAGUUCUGGUCGACGAGGACGUCGCUUCUUCGAGCACACGCUAUCGAGACCAACCAAAAGAAAGGCGCGUACAAUGUGUUGUCGACCAUCAAACCCAAGACGGUGGACGGCGAGUUGAAGCUGAACAUCAGCCUUGAGCAGGUGCAAAUGAUCCUUAAGCAGCACCCCCUGGUGCAGCGCAUCUACAACGAAAACGUUCCGCGCAUCCCCGAGGCGCAGUUCUGGUCGCGCUUCUUUUUGAGCAGACUCUCCAAGAAGUUACGAGGUGAACGCGUCUUGGACAGCGAGCGUGCCGACCCGCUGUUUGACCGAUUCGACGAGGCAGAUGAUGCGGUCGUAUCAAGUCUUAUCCUCUCUUCUCAUGUCCCGCAUACAAUCGACCUCGAAGCCAACGAGGAGAACCGAGGCGGCUUCAAGGGCGGAAACCGCCAAGAUGUCGAGAUGCGGCCACGAUCCAACAUCCCCAUUGUGCGCACGCUGAACAGUUUGAGUGAGAAGAUCAUGGCGACGGUCGCGCCGUCUGAUCAAGACCCCACCACCACCACACAAGCCGACAUUGACACGCAAGAGGAACUGGCACUGCGGGACUUGCGGGGAGACGUUGAGACCAGCCGCAUUACUUUAAGCGUGCGCGAGCAGAGCCGGUUUUUCUCCGACAACAGUGCAGCCUCGGCAAAAGACCAAGAAGAAUACGACAAGCAGGUGCCGUCUGAAGUACUGUUUGAUGUUCAAGCGGACAUUGACACACUAGAAGGUGACGGCGCCGGUGGUAUCGACCUGCACGCAGGGCUCGGGAUUGACGAAGAGAGCGACAGCGACGAGGAGAACGCCCGAAGACCCGACCACGUGGGUUCGCGGGCCGCACGGCAGGCAGCGCAGAAGCAGGUUCUCGCAGCGGUCGCCCAGAAACGUGCCGAGCUCUACGGCCACAGCAGCGACGAGCAGACACCGAUGGGAAUCCCGGCGGAAAUUGCACAAAAAGCGUACAUUACAAACGCGACGACGACGGAGUUUCUCAAGCAGUUCUGGAACGCAUUUUUAUCCGGGGAUCCAGAUCGGGCACAGGAACUGGCAUACCACGUAGAAUCACUGGCGCGGUCCAUGGCACGGAUUGAGGCCGUAGCCGAUGAGGCCGAGGAGGUGCGGAACAAAGUGAUCGACGAGAAGAAGGAGGAGAUUCGCGUCAAGUUUGGUCGCACAGGCCGGCGCAUCAGGUGGCGGCCGGAGAUGAUCGGCGGCGGUCGAAAGGCAGUGCAUGUUUUGCUUGGGCCAACCGUUACCAGUCUGGAGACAGCCCAGAAUUUGUACAAGGCAGCGCUGACGGUCGAGGGGCUGAAGCCAAGCACCGAGUCAUAA
Sporothrix brasiliensis 5110 is the source of this 1950-nucleotide messenger RNA. RefSeq names its product transcription initiation factor TFIIH subunit 1. NCBI's taxonomy places the organism in Eukaryota, Fungi, Ascomycota, Sordariomycetes, Ophiostomatales, Ophiostomataceae. Gene Ontology annotation, biological process: transcription by RNA polymerase I; nucleotide-excision repair; transcription by RNA polymerase II. The coding region runs from base 1 to 1950 and encodes 649 amino acids. The record is from RefSeq and is a predicted model, not a curated record. Gene Ontology annotation, cellular component: transcription factor TFIIH core complex; transcription factor TFIIH holo complex. The transcript has 2 exons.